This is a messenger RNA of Fusarium sp. VM40, 240 nucleotides long. NCBI's taxonomy places the organism in Eukaryota, Fungi, Ascomycota, Sordariomycetes, Hypocreales, Nectriaceae. The record is from the annotation of a GenBank genome assembly.
AUGGAUUCUUCGCUGCAUGAGGUCUGGCAAGCUGCUGCUGGCAGUCCAUUCCUUCCCGCCGUCAAUAAAGGAAGUCAAUUCUGGGUCGGCUUUCUGUUGACACUACUCGGAUUCUCUCUUCUUGGUGUCUUUGCCCUGAACCGAUCACUCGUCAACGUUCCUGUACUGGGCAUCCCAGCUUCUCUGGCCCUCGCGUUCGGAGUCGUCUACAUGUUCUGUGCAGUCGGAGUAUAUAUCUAA